Molecule: messenger RNA, 1548 nt
Organism: Didymosphaeria variabile
Lineage: Eukaryota; Fungi; Ascomycota; Dothideomycetes; Pleosporales; Didymosphaeriaceae
Exons: 4
Coding region: 1-1548 (515 amino acids)
Biological process (GO): protein polyubiquitination; positive regulation of proteasomal ubiquitin-dependent protein catabolic process; ubiquitin-dependent protein catabolic process
Cellular component (GO): ubiquitin ligase complex; cytoplasm
Molecular function (GO): ubiquitin protein ligase activity; ubiquitin conjugating enzyme binding; zinc ion binding
Source: RefSeq, a predicted model, not a curated record
AUGGACUCCGAUGACGACUUCAACAGCUCGCAGGCGAGCGGGGACGACUUUUUGGAUGACCAGGAUAGCGAUCUUGGUCUCGAGGACGACUCCGACUUCGACAUGGACCAGGAUGACGUGGGCUUCGAGUCGCAGGACAAGGACAUGGGCCCCCGAAAGCAGGCUUAUGAGGUGGAUUUCAAAGUUUUCGACCCUCAACAAAUACAAGGCUCGCAGGACAGACAGAUCGACGAGGUGUCAAGCAUCCUCGGCCAGCCGCCCGAAGCGACCGCGAUCCUCCUACGCCACCUGCGAUGGAACAAGGAGCGCUUGAUCGACCGAUACAUGGAUAACCAGGAGGAAAUUCUUGAGAGCGCUGGCUUGGGAGAGACUGCGGCGAAUAACCCACCCAAGAUCUCGAAGGUCGCGGGUUUCGUUUGCGAUAUUUGCUGCGAGGACGAUCCGAGCCUGGACACAUUUGCGAUGAAAUGCGGACACCGGUUCUGUGUCGAAUGCUAUCGGCAAUACCUGUACACCAAAAUCAAAGAAGAGGGAGAGGCAGCCCGCAUCAGAUGCCCCGGGGACGGGUGCAACCGAAUAGUGGACUCGAAGUCUUUAGACCUGCUUGUAGCAGAGGAACUCAGAGAUCGGUAUCACGAAUUGCUUACACGAACGUACGUUGACGACAAAGACAACCUGCGAUGGUGCCCAGCGCCGAACUGCGUGUACGCUGUCGAGUGCGGCGUUAAGAAUAAGGACUUGAUGCAGAUCGUACCGACCGUCCACUGCGAAUGCUCUCACGACUUCUGCUUCGGCUGCUCGCUCAACGACCACCAACCCGCACCUUGCGCUUUGGUGAAGAUGUGGCUAAAGAAGUGCGAAGACGACUCCGAGACUGCUAACUGGAUCUCAGCAAACACAAAAGAAUGCCCUAAAUGCAACUCGACUAUAGAAAAGAACGGUGGCUGCAACCACAUGACCUGCCGAAAGUGCCGUCAUGAGUUCUGUUGGAUGUGUAUGGGGGUAUGGUCUGAGCACGGUACUAGCUGGUACAACUGCAACCGAUUCGAGGAGAAGAGCGGUUCAGAAGCGCGAGAUGCUCAGGCCAAGAGCCGAAUGUCGCUUGAGCGGUACUUGCACUACUACAACCGAUACGCCAACCACGAACAAUCAGCGAAGCUGGACAAGGACAUAUACCUCAAGACGGAGAAGAAAAUGCAACAGUUGCAAAACACAACAGGCAUGUCGUGGAUUGAGGUUCAGUACCUCGAUACGGCGUCGCAAGCUUUGCAACAAUGUCGACAAACCCUCAAGUGGACCUACGCUUUCGCAUACUACCUAGCUCGCAACAACCUCACUGAGAUAUUCGAGGACAAUCAGAAAGAUCUGGAAAUGGCCGUGGAGAACCUAAGCGAGAUGUUUGAGAAGCCCGUUGACCAGCUCCAGGGGCUGAAGGUCGACAUGAUGGACAAGACGUCAUACUGCACUAAGCGGCGAGUCAUCCUUCUCAAUGACACCGCUGAGAACCUCAAGCUAGGCAACUGGGAAUUCAAUGUCAAGUUCUCAUGA